AUGCGUACAUCAUCGCUCUUUCUCUUACUAGCCGCAGCUAGUAGGGCCAUUCCCUCUCUGGCAGAGGAAGCGAGUGCCGAAGCAACUGAGGUUUCCGCAGCUGGCGGUUGUCGUAAUCCGGAGAUUCGGCGAGAGUGGCGUACCUUCUCAUCCGUCGAGAAAGCAGCAUACAUCACCGCCGUCAACUGCUUGGCUCGGAAGCCUCAUACUUCUGCUUUAAAACCAACAUACCCUCGCUCAAACAUCCCGAGUGUGACAACAAACUCGUCUUAUUAUGAUGAUAUGACAUAUGUUCACAUGGAUCUGACCGACCAGAUUCAUUACACUGGGCUAUUCUUACCUUGGCAUCGGUGGUUUGUUAAUGCGCAUAUCCAACAACUCAAGGCACAAUGCGGUUACAGAGGGGUCAUGCCUUAUUGGGACUGGAGCCAAGACUCUCUAUCCCUAAAUACCUCUGGAAUAUUCAGUACUAAUUCCGUUACGGGCCUUGGUGGAUUUGGAGACCCACUGAAUGACUACCAAAUCACCACAGGGGGUUUCUCAAACAUGACCGUAGCAUACCCGGUCAAGCACCGUAUUCGUCGCCAAUUCACACCCUUCCCGUACCUCGACUGGUACUGGCUGCAGCGCCCCAACGAAGCCGCCAAUGCGACUAUUACGAAAGCCUACAUUGAUGCAGCAAUCAACGGAUACGUUGGAGACUUUGUCGGUUUCCAAAACGCGACUGAAAAGGCCCAGGCAUUUCAUCCCAACAUCCACAUGAUUUUAGGUGGUGACAUGGCCGGAACGUGUCCAACAGCUGCUGGGCCUUCGUGCACUGGGGGCUCGACGUGGACUUCAAAUGACCCGAUCUUUUUCCUUCAUCAUGCCAAUAUUGACCGUAUCUGGUACAUGUGGCAGCUCAAGAACCCGGCCAACGCCAAGGCCUUCAAGGGGGGCUCUGUGAGUACAUACACGGACCCUGCGUACCCGAAUGGGUAUCCUCCCUGGUUGAGCACCACGACUGUCAUCCCAACGGAUGGCAUGUUCCCAUCCAAGACUAUCCAAAAUAUGCUGAGCACUGUUGGUGGGGAUUUGACCAACCCGAGCGCCGUUAUACCUCGCAAUACCCAGUGCCGACAGCCUCACAACUUUCCAUUUAUACUCCCACGUCCAAGCGCGAGUUCGGAGCAAAAACAGAACAGGUCUUCCGAAGAAUCCCGAUAUAAAAACCAGGGCCUUUUCUCACCCGCCGCUGCACCCCGGCACCCACCUGCUUUCCGCGACUCUACCUUGAACCCUCGGUCAUCGAUCCAAACUACAUCUACUGGCGUAUCAUUCCCCCAUACUUCCCCACAUCCCUUCGGCCUUCCGUUUUACAAUCCUCCAGAGCAAAUGUCUGACGUCGCCCUUGCUCCUCUCAUUGCUGGCAACGCCAAAUGGGCUGCAGAAGUCCGUGAACAAUAUCCCACAUUUUUUGCAGAUGCUGCAAAGGGCCAGAGCCCCAAGGUCCUCUGGAUUGGCUGUGCUGACUCCCGAGUUCCGGAGAGCACUGUCUUGGGCUGCAAGCCUGGCGAGAUAUUUGUACACCGCAACAUUGCCAACCAAUUCCACCCCGAAGAUGAUUCGGCCCUUGCUGUUCUCACCUAUGCAGUAGAGAACUUGGGCGUCGAACACAUUGUUAUUGCUGGUCACACGCAAUGUGGUGGAGCAGCUGCUUGCCACGCCGCUGCGCAGAACAUCAGCGGGGCAGCCUCCCCUGCAACAACGCCUCUGGCGCGCUGGUUGAACCCUCUUACGCAGCUUGCAGCAUCCCUUGCAUCCGGAAAGACGGACUCGCAUGAUACCUCGACCGAACUUUCGACCCUUGUCGAGGCCAACGUGCGCAAACAAGUUGACAAUGUUGUGGAUACCGAUGUAGUCCAGCGUGCCUGGGCAUCUGGCAAGCAAGUCUAUGUCCACGGCUGGGUUUACAUGAUUGAGACUGGCACUAUCAAGGACCUCAAGGUCACUGCCAACCCGCCAGCCUACUAA
Rhizoctonia solani is the source of this 2013-nucleotide messenger RNA. RefSeq names its product carbonic anhydrase. Gene Ontology annotation, molecular function: zinc ion binding; carbonate dehydratase activity; oxidoreductase activity. Gene Ontology annotation, biological process: cellular response to oxidative stress; cellular response to carbon dioxide. Lineage: Eukaryota; Fungi; Basidiomycota; Agaricomycetes; Cantharellales; Ceratobasidiaceae. The coding region runs from base 1 to 2013 and encodes 670 amino acids. The transcript is spliced from 12 exons. The record is from RefSeq and is a predicted model, not a curated record.